CGAAAUCGAGAGGCGACGCUCGACAGCAGACGCGAGACUGGAGUGUUGGUAGAGGGAUCGAAGUCCAAGAAUUUCUGGAACCAUGCAGCUUUUUGCCGCUCUCUUCUGUGCUCUCUCUGCCUUUGUGACAUUCGGAGAGUCGGCCACGUUUCAAGCUCUCCUCGUCCAAGACCCGUUCGUGCCCUAUCCACUGGUGUAUGCCGUUCCCUCUUGGGACGGGGAAGACGAAGCUCUGAGACUGCGGCGUUCACCAGAUCAUCAUCGUGGCCAUCAGCCUGUAGUGGCAGGGCCUGGGUUCGGUGGAGUCAGCGGCAGCAAGUCUGAGGCCUCAAGUAGUUCUGGGAGUUCCUCAUUUGGCGGACACGGACAUGGAGGUUCUGGUAGCCAGUCUGGAGCAUCCAGUAGUGCUGGAAGCCAGGCUGGAGCAAUAGGAGGAAAACCAGGGUUUGGCGUUGGAGGAGGACCAGGGAUCGGGGGUGGUAGAAUUCAUGAUGUAAGUCCAGGCAUUGGAGGAGGACCAGGACUAGGUGGUAAAGGCCAUGGUGGAAUUGUCGGCGGAGUUGGAGGUAGCCAAUCUUCCAGCAGCGCUAGAAGCGAAAGUCAUUCUGAAGGAGGAUUGGGAGGUUCCGGAAGUUCUUCUUCUUCUCAGAGCAGCGGCAGCAGCAGCAGUGGAGGUGGCUUGGGAGGCAGUGGCAGUCAGUCGAGUUCUUCAAGCGUCGCUUCUUCCGGGAGUAGCGGUCAUGGUACCAAAAGUUUGUCUUCCAGUCAGUCCAGCUCUUCAAGCAAGUCUUUUGGCCACGGCAUAUAAAACAACUUACUAAACAGUAGCGUGCUUAAUUAAAACUGCAGCAGUUUGCAUCCAUGAACCGCAAGAUCGAUCACUUGGGCGGCAACAUAUAUCGAUUGCCUCUUAUUCUACAUGUCAGCUAUUUUCUAUUGCUACAAAGAAUGGUCUUCCAGGGCAGGGGCGAGAAGAUAACAUAACAAAAUUCACAUACAUAAUUCUUGAAUACUUUAAAUGUAGAAAACAUAUGGAAUAAAAUGAAAGGAGCCUACAAAUAUAUCAGUGUUUAUUUGAGUAGUUACAACUUUUGGAAAUUUACACUAAGAGGAGAAGCACGUAAGUCAGUUUUUAAAACUUUUACACUUUAUUUGUACAAGGAACUGAAUAAUUAGAGAAGUGUAACGACCACACACAGUGCUUACAAACUGAGGGUUCUUAAGUAUAAUUAAUAUUAAAAACUGUAUAGUAUAUACGCAAAACAAGAGGGAUAUGAAAAUUACAACCAAUAGGAUUCAAUUAACAUGACUCUAUUUGCAACCACGUUCAUUUCUUGAAAUGUAAAUUCGAAAUACUGGAACUGAAAUUUGCAUCUUUCACAUUUACACUCCAUUGUACACUGCAUAGUUACUACAAUACAAAUACGCCCUUUCUAACGAAUUGAAUAGGUGGCAUAAAACCCUAUAAGUCGUUAAUGAAUCCUGAAUAAACAUAAGCAAUGUCAACAAUUAUGUACAUUAAUUUUAUACUGAACAAAUUUAAAUAACGUAAUAUUUUUAUAACAUGCGUUAUUACUGCCUCUCAAUUCAUUUCUUGCAGGUUCAAUGCUGGAUUUCAUUUUAAAAAUGUGAUCCUAUAUUGAUCAUAUUCAUAUGUAAGGUAUAAAUGUUAUUGAUGAAAAUCCAACAAUAGACAAUUUUUAGAUUUUGAGAGAUCGCGGAAGAGAUUUCUUCCAGCGACCUUCUCAGAUAACAAAAA
This is a messenger RNA of Cryptotermes secundus, 1759 nucleotides long. Its product is annotated as putative glycine-rich cell wall structural protein 1. The transcript has 2 exons. The record is from RefSeq and is a predicted model, not a curated record. Lineage: Eukaryota; Metazoa; Arthropoda; Insecta; Blattodea; Kalotermitidae. Bases 83 to 808 code for a protein of 241 amino acids.